Messenger RNA from Perkinsus marinus ATCC 50983, 889 nucleotides. Its product is annotated as Endochitinase A precursor, putative. Gene Ontology annotation, molecular function: chitinase activity. Gene Ontology annotation, biological process: chitin catabolic process; cell wall macromolecule catabolic process; carbohydrate metabolic process. The record is from RefSeq and is a predicted model, not a curated record. The coding region runs from base 1 to 852 and encodes 283 amino acids. NCBI's taxonomy places the organism in Eukaryota, Perkinsozoa, Perkinsida, Perkinsidae. The transcript has a single exon.
AUGUCUAUCACUUCCGUUCUGCAGUCUCUCACCUACCUCGCUAUCGUACUAUACCACGGAGUCUUGAGUGUCGACCCUCCAAAUGUUCAACGUGUCAAGAAGAUUCUUCCUGAGAAAGAAUUCGAGUAUCUGUUCUCCCACCGCAAUGGACAGGCAGGACCGAAGCCGUAUACCUACUCCGGCUUCCUCGCUGCGGUGGCCAAGUUCGAUAAAUUUUGCAACGACGCUGCCGGAGAUCUAGACUUGGAUACAGCAUGCAAGAAAGAACUCUCCACCAGUUUCGCUCACUUCACUCAAGAAACUGGAGAGAACAGUGGCUGGGGGCCGGUCCCUCGCUGGCGUCAAGGUCUCUACUUCACCCACGAAAUCGGGUGCACCGCCGCUGCAUGCCCGUAUUGCUCAUCGAAUUCCGAGUAUCCAUGUCAGAAAGGUCAAGGCUAUUAUGGUAGAGGUGCACUGCAGCUAUCAUGGAAUUACAACUACGGCCCGUUUUCGCAGUACAUGUUUGGGGACAAGUAUAAACUAUUGAAGGAUGCGGAUUCCCUCCUUACUGCCGAGGAUGGUAUGCUAGCCUUCGCUAGUGCUAUAUGGUUCUUGAUGACCCCACAGCCGCCUAAGCCCGCGAUACAUGAUAUCGUCGUUGGGAAAUGGCAGCCCACUGCCAGAGAUAAAGCUGGAGGACGCUAUCCAGGUUUCGGGGUGACUACCCUCAUUAUCAAUGGUGGUUUAGAGUGCUCUAACCCCAACGAUCCCAGGGCUUUGAAUCGCAUAGAAUAUUACAAGAACUUCACUAGCUACUUCAACGUGGCUCCGGGUGAUCAUCUCUCAUGCGGCGGAAUGAAGCCUUUCUGACCGAUAGUUUCCAUCAAAUGGUCUGUUACUUCAAGAA